AUUUACCAGAAACUACAGCAUAAUAGUGCCUUUUCAUAACAUGCUGUAUAUUAGGUGUAAAAAUAUCAUACACACUCAGCUUCUAAAAUUUCAGCUGUAAGUGGAUUUCCAGACUCUGGACGUUUUGGAUAAGAUUAAGUGUAGCUUAAGCACCACUUGAAAUUAAAGUACUUUUUAAAGUUCAGUCUGUCUAGGCAAGGAAAGUCCACCUGCCCCCACCCCCAAGCAAGUGAUUCCUUGUGGUGUUUUUAAGAAAUGCUAAGAAGUGCAGACUGAAAGAGGAAGGUACUUGAGACUAAACAAGAAGUCAUCUGCAUGAAAUCAGCCUGAAGAGGGUUUAUUGCUAAACUGAGUACUGCGAUCUCAUUUUUUUUCAGUCUUUGCUUUAUUUUUCAGGUAAUGGUGAGCUACUGAGUGGGAAGAGUAAAAGGUGGUUUUAAAUAUGACCCAUGCACCACCACCAGAAUGAAAAGCCCAAGCCUGAGCUUUUGGCCAGCUCUCUAGGAAAGCCCCAAUCUUUCUACAAAAAUCCUGCACAUCACCAGCAUGGUACAUUGCAGCAUACACACCUUGAAGAUGUGUCAUCCCCAGUAGUGCAGACUUGCUACUGUGGGUCAAACUGCUUUGACAAGCCUGGGCUCUCUGCAAUCCACACUGUGCAAACUGCAUGUGCAAAAAUCCCUCACUCACCAGUCCAGAGCUCCUGCUGACAACCUGCACUUUUUCUGUCUUCUUUAAGACACUGUGCAAUGCAAGGCUUUCAAGGAUUGUCAGCAUAAUAUCAUCAUUUUUUAUGCCAUGUAUUUGCAAGUUGUUAUAUAGAAUUUGCUAUUUAUGUGCAAGGCCUGUUUGCUCAAUUUUUGAGCAUUUGUGUGAAGUUAAUAGCGUCAAGGGGGUUUCCAGACAUUGGUCUCUGCAACACAGAACUGUUGUAAUUUCUCCUCAGAGUAGAAGUGGUAAAUAUUUGAAAAUUCGUUAUAAACCAGAAUCUUCAUUUUUGUUUGGUUUGCUUUCACAGGAAGAGCUCUGUUGCAAUUGCCCCUUAAAACAUUCCAGCCUCCACGAACCACAUCAGUUCCCUAGGUUUCUGCUCAUCUUAUACAUUGCGCUCCUGGAGGUAUCCCUUGCACCAUUUGAGCCUGACUGAAAGCCUGCUGGUGUCUCUUUAAGUCCCUCCAUUGGACUUUCAGUUAACUGCAGCCUUUAUUCAGAGACACGACUUCUCUAGAAAAGCCUCUGCAGCAGGAAACUGGUGUUACCUCACCACCCAUCUCAAUAGUUCAGUCACCAACCAUUUGGCCCAUAGAUCUACAUGCUGGGAUAUGCAGGCAACGGAGAGAAGCUGCAGUUCCCCUACAAAAAGUUUGCAUUUAGCUCAUAAAUGCUACAUUAAAAUUAAAACCAGCAGCACCAUAACACAAAGAAACAUGAUUGGCAGGGAGGACAAGGACAAAGCUGAUGAAGAAGAACAGUAGAUGGCGCCACAGCUCUGCUGAUGAGAUUUUCCCCAAGAGUCAGGGAUGUGCUGCUAUUUCUAUAUGCAGUUCCCUAUGCUAGUGACUUUACAAGAACAGUUCCUUGCAUGAAAGAAUUGCUUGAAGCCCUGAGAUGCAGCUUCAGCUAUUUUUCAGGGCUCCAAUCAGGUAGGAACAAACCAGAAGUAAAUGGCACCUGAAGCAGAUUGCUACACCUUUGUCCACAUCCCUUUGCCAUCCCUUUUGCCCAGGGCAAUUUCUGAGCAACAUAAACCUAGCCUGAGUGAAGACCACUAGGAAAUUGGGAGCAUUUCCCACUGGAAGGGCCUCACGUGGUGUUGCUGAUGGCCUAAAACACUCUUGGAUGGGGACUAGGGUAAGCACAUGCAGGAAUUUAGGGACAUCUCACUAGACAACUUCAUUAGGGACUUCAUCCUCAUGGAUGAAGUACCUUCACCAACACAUUUUCUUUGCCCUAGUGGAAAGGCAUUUGAGGAGGCUCAAAGCUGGGUUAGUAUGUUAUGCACCACGGAAGUAUCAGAACUGACUAAAAUUUGACAGGGACAUGUCAACCAGCAGCUCCAGAGUCCCUUUCCAGCAAGUCUUUGCCUUAUUCUAGUCCUUCUUCCCCUUGGGAUCCUUUGUUAGGAAAUAGACUGCAGUCAUCUGAUUUUUCUGAAGGGAACCCUCAUUUGAAUCAUUAAGGAUCAUCAUUACUUGGUCUGUUUUUUGGUUCCUUAUUGGUCCCACUGACAGUCGCUGCUUUCCAGAGCCUUGUGGUAGCUCACAUAUCAGGAGGCCACAAUGCAAGAGAAGGACAAAUUACAAGCUACAAUAAAGACAACAAUCAACACACAGGCUAGAGUUUACAGAUCUAGACAGAUUCCCAAAAAAAGGCAACUGGAGGCAGUGGCAUACACCUUUUUUACACAAGGCUAAAGGAGUGAAGUAUCUCCAGAUUCACCAUAAAUUCUCACUAUCCCUGUAAUCACUCUUGCUCCCCCUGUAGGAAGGACCCUCUGCCUUGAGCUUGCUCCAUUAUUUCUUCUGCCCAUCUCUAGCAUCAAUUCAUUCUUUUAAUUUCCACCACAGGGUGGCAUUAUCAAACUCCAUCAGACUUAAAAGCCAUUCAUGAUCAAGUAGGACACCGCAGUCUAGCAACUAGAGUCAGUGAUGAACAAGUACAGAGCAGGAAAAACAUAUUUAUGAAAAGUAAGGAAGAAGUAGUCACUAUGCCCUGCUGGUGGAAGAAAUGUCAAUUUCUCUAUUUAUUUUUGUUUUAUUUGUGUGUUCUUAUUGAGCAAAUAAGAGCCUGUGGAUGUUAAAUUGACUACAAGUGUUUCAUCAAGUUCACAAAAAGCAUCGGAAUAUCUUGUUAGUCACAAAGAUGAGUGACAAGUUCCAGUGAAAACCAAUAAGAGUUGCUCAGCCCUACUUUUUGUUCCUAUCAGUUUUAUUUCUGCACCCUGAGAGGUUUUGCCUGUUAUUAAAAAGUGAACUGAAUAUUACAUAAGUUGUCUAUACAGCUUGUCUUGAAGAGAACUAGCAGCGAAACAGCUUUCACCUGGCAAUGGCAGAGUGCCUGGGUCUUACAAACAUAGAAAGAAGAUUAUUGUAGCAACUGUUAACAGCAAGUAUUGCUUCUUAGUCCUGAUCCUAUGAAAGUACUUUGUAUUUUGUAACUAGCUUCAUUUAUGUUACAAAUACUGCCCAAGGACAUGGCAGGAAAGACUGUGAAGGUAUCUGUUGUGUAGAUGUUUAGGGCAGUCUGUUAACAAGCUUUUGAAGACUACCAACAACUACAGUAUUUGAGUCUUGGAGGCACUACUACAAAGCAAACAGAAAACUAAGGCUUUUUGCCAAAAUGCCAUAAUUCCUUCGUAUCUAAACUCAUUACAAUGAACAUUAAACAAACUGGCCUGAGGAAACCUCUGCUAUUCAUUGCUGCCUUGUCUUUAAUUACAUAUUUAUUUAUUGGUGGGGAGCAGCCUUUAACUAAAACAUCAUGGCGAUGUCUGAGAAAAAAAAAAAAGAAAACAUAUAUCUCAGGUAUCAACUAUUCCUCAGACUUGGAAAUAGUGCAAAUAUGUCAUCUUCCUGUAGAAAUAGCUUGGGAACAUUUCCUUGAUCACUGAACAAGUCAAAGAAAGAUCCUUAUGGUAUCAUUUCACUUUUAAAAACACAACUCUUAUUUUCCAUUAGUGAUUUUUAUUCUAAGUAAAAUUCAGCAUAUACAAUGAUUGUUUCUGUAAUGCUUAAGGUUUAAAGUUUCAGUUCUUUUUUGUGAGGAGUUCUGAAUAUAGCAGCUUUGCUAUCACAGAACAGGGAAAGAAAGAAAAUUAGGUUGAAAGCAAAUUUGUUGAAAACAAAUUUGGUUGUAUCCAAACAGUGGAUACAAACAGCAGAAUAAAUAGGACCAGACCACAGGGAAAAAAAAUAGUGUAGGGAAAUGCAACUUACCACCAUUAAGCAAAUAAAAUAGUCAUGACCAUCUAAGACCUAAAUCUUCUGUUUCCUAAAACUUCUUCAGCACAAGCAGCUGUCUUAGCCAAAGGGAAUUCAUAUGUUCAAAACAUUUGAGGUAAAUUAUGAAUGAACCACCUGGGAAAAGAGUAUAGAUGAUGGAUGUCUCUAGAACUAAGAAAUUAUUUCAUUUUCUGCAUCUAGUUCUCUUAUCAGAUUGCUUCAGUUUUAAUCAGGCACAGUAAGUUUGGAAUAAUCUGAAAAUUAGUAGGCAGAUAACUGCACAAUGAAUAGGUGACACAAGCUUUUUGCUAACAAGAAUGGAUUGGCACUAUAGAUAUGCAAACUGUGAUUCAAGUUCACCUGAAUUGCAAGGGCAUGGCCCAAGGCCUGACCAGGCAAGAAGAGGUUGGCCACCUGAUGGAGAGGACUGUUCGCUGAGAAAGGUACCUGCUUGUGCACUUCGGCAGCCUGGAUCAAAGACUGAUCUAUCUUCAGUUUAUCUUUAGUCACCGUCACCUGCCUCUUUCCUGAGACAACCUCUUCUGGACAACCUCUUCUCUAAUACACACUUCUGAAUCAUCUAUCCAUGGCCAAUGCAGAUAACAUAGGGAAUAGAUGGUGCUUUGGUGUAUCCGUGGUGAGUGCCUCACAGUAACAGCAUCUAGCUCACAGAUUAGACUCACAGAUCUAUCUCCAGUCCUUCCUUUGGCGAGACUAGUGUGCAACCUGCAAGAUGGCAAGUUAAAAAUAAGAUUUUCCAUAAAAGCAGGGAGUGGCUGAAAUCAUCUUUUGGCAAGAAGCAGGGUUUUCACUGUUUGGGUUGUUCUGCUUUUAGUUUUUAUUAAGUUCCCCUCUUUUGGUUCUGAUCUGUGCCCUAACAAAGGACUAGCCACCUCUCAGUCAGGCUAAUCAGAUUUGGUCCACAUCUCUGCGCUCUUGUGAUUUUUUUUUGCCAGCGCCACGUACCUGAUACCACCUAGUAAAAAGGUAAGACCUCUUAUUUCUUCUCCCCCUUUCCAGCCAACCUGUUAGUUUACAGCAACAUCCUCUACAUCUCACUGAGAUCCCUUCCCCCUUUCCUCUUAACCUCGUGGUCUCCUGCCAUCCCUUUUUGUUAGUUUCUGCCAGGCUCUUCUCUGAAAAAAAGACACCCUGCCACGUUAGCAGGGAACCUCAGAGCUCCCCAUCUAUGGAUUAGUCAUAUUUAAGACUUUUCAUGCUCUUCUCUCUCCAAGACACAGAAGAUCCUUCACUUAAAACACAUUUCAUUCAUUUUCUGCAUCAUUUCAUUUGAUCAGAGAUUUCUUCCCUUUUCUUCAUCUUUUCUGCAGUUUUACUAGUAAGUUCUCAAAGGAACUUUUUUCAUCAACAGACCAUCAGGUGUUUCAGGGUUCAUUUUCAUCCUUUUCAUUUUCAUGAACUGGCAGAUGUUUUUUUAGCUUCAUUACCUAGAGUUCACAAAUCCUAAGUAGACACAAUCUCUCUUCUCUUUUUGUGGCUAUUCAUUCAUUUUUCUGAAGUCACACUUGCUAAAAGUCUCCUUACAAAGACAGCCCUUCCCAUUUGCUGAGGGAACAUGAAGUGCACUGAUAUGGUAUGCUUCUGUAACAUUACUGCUGCUUUCAAAACACUGUGAUCCAGCCAUUCCUCCCCACCCCACCAGAGCAACAUAAGUGUGCUCUGACAAGGAGCCUUUGCUGCCCAGUGCCUCUGGUGGUGGUGUCCCAGCUUUCCAUCCACGACAGGUACAGAAAGAUGCAUUCAGCUGGUUCAGAAGCAUUUACUACUUGAAAGUCUUUCAGCCAAGGGAGGGCUGGGGUAAAAGUAGUAUGCCAGAUAGGUCCUUUCUUCUGUCUGGUGCUAUAUGAAUUAUGCUAAAUUUGCAUUGAUAAGACUGCAGACUUGGUCCCUGCUUACAUUACAAUUGAAAGAUCAGAAGCAUAUCUGAAAUGUGGCAUGUACGCUAAGGACAGGUGGACAGACCUCAGAAGGUUGCUAGUGAUGCGAAAUCAUCCCAUUCAGUUCUAUUCACUGCUUCAUCUGGGCACAAGGAAAAUCGGCACCGAUGAAAUUCAAAGGAGAUGACCAGAUUGUUGGAGUAGAAAAUAAUGACUAGGACAAGACAGGCAUACAGAUGAGUGGUGGUUAUUGAGGCAAAAGCGUUGCAGGUAAAACUAAGGAAGGGUGAUACCUAUAGAGCAAUGAGGUGUUUUUUCCUGAAAAGCAUAUGCUUAAAAGAAGGUUUCAUGUCACUGUUACUGCGGACAAAGGGCUGAACUUAUGCCCCUUGUGUAACAAGGUGUCAAAGAGAUUAAAGAGGCCCUGCAGGGACAAAAGAGCAGCAAGAGAAACAGCUUCUAGUUUCUGUGAACAGAGCUGAUGAAACUGGUACCACAGUGUUGCCUGCUCAGCUGAUGUCCACAUCUUUAAAGGACUAUCAGCAAACUGAAGACAUACAUGAUCUGCAGAGUAAUAACCUGCACUGUUGAUCUCGCAGUGACCUAUUUAAAACUCUCCACAGAUGCAUUUUAUGAAAGACGACAGAGAAGCUACUUCCCAUAUGAGUAUUUUAUUCUGGCGAACAAGAAACCAGUAGAUCCCACAGUCCGCAUUGUCUUCACAUCAAGCUUUUCUGUAGGAAACAAUUCAGCCAAAUACAAGCUAGUGGGCAGAGUAACAAUGUCAGAGGCAUAUAGGAUAGCAGUAAAUAGCAAAACUGAGCAUAAAGCUAUAUCUGUGUCCAGAAUGACACAGGAGAUUGAUCUAGAAGACAUAUCUCCUGUUUAGGAUCUAUUAUUUUCCCUCCCUCCUACUCAUCUCCUGUAGUUUUUUUGUUUGUACUUCUCAAAGUGACUCUUCAGUUUCUCCUGCUAACAAGGAAGCAGCCUCCCCUGUUGAGAAAUGGUUUUUACUUCUGCUUGGCCAGCCUCUUUUAGGACAUAGGGGAGAGCAGCAUUUGCCAGCUGCAAGCAUAGCUGUUCUGCCAGAGGGACUCAAAACCAUCCCAUUUGACCAGCACAUCCUCUGUGGUCAUCCCCUUUCCCCAGAUCCCCAGAGAGACAGGGCUCACUGUCUUCUCAGGAGAAAUUUGUAGAAACUGAUAGGCUUCCUGCUGUGAUAAAAACCAUGAGAAACCCCCAGCCCUUACACCACACACACCCACGACAUCCUACAUCUUAUUUGAUAGUUUGUGAGAGUUUGACCAUUAUCACCAUUUGCAUCAGGUCAGUAGUAGUUUUGCCAUAUAUAAAACCUGCUAUGGGAGACAUCAAGCAAAAAGGCAGUGUGAAUUUGCAUGCCCUCAUUUCUUUUCUUAGCAAGAUAAGCAGGGGUUAGGAAAAUCAAAGAAUAAACAAAAGGAGACUUCCCUACACUAAAUCUAUACAGCUCUUUAUUACCACAGCUACAUGGUAUAACUGGCAAAAUCAGUUAUCCCACAUAGAGGGACUAGAAACACACCUCCCACACACCCAUCAAGUGCCUCCCUCUUCUCUGCUCACUACAGAUGAUCCUUUCAUUAUUUUUUCUGAGUUUGAGAUGCGUUUUACAACCCGUGAGAAAGAGCAGUUUCUGUUGAACGAGAGCUACUUACUGACAUCUGCUUUUAACAAUUUUGGGUAAGAUGAAGGGGCUUUAACUCAGCAAUCAGGCUCUCACUGGAAACUUCGUAUUUCCUUACACACCAUAAGACACUUUAAUUUCUUUUCUGCAUUUAAAGGACCAUCUCUGGUGAGCACUGAGGAGAGAAACACUUGUGAUACGAUCUGUAAGGAAGUACACAGUUUCCGUUGACAGACACAGCUACCUUGUGACAUCUGCUUUUUGCAGCUGCUGGGUAUCGCAGUGUAGGCAGCACCUCACUGACGGAGUUACCUGGCCAAAAGCAAGUGAUUCCACUCCACUAGAACCAAGACUCUUCCUCGCAUCAUUUGAGAAGAAAAGGAGAGAAAAGGAAUUUGGGAAAAAAAACAUGAGUUCUUCAAGUACAGAGUCCUUUGAAGUUGACACCUCAACCUUAUAUGACUAUUACGAUAAUUAUAACGAUGCCCCAAAACCAUGCAGUAAGGAAACUGUCAAGAGGUUUGCAGCCUCCUUCCUACCUGUUCUAUAUACCCUAGUAUUCCUGGUUGGGCUAAUGGGAAACAUUCUGGUCAUAGUGGUCCUCUUCAAAUACAAGAGACUGAAGAGCAUGACUGAUGUGUACCUGCUAAAUCUCGCCGUCUCAGAUUUGCUCUUUGUUUUUUCCCUGCCGUUCUGGUCUUAUUUUGCGAUAGACCAAUGGGUUUUUGGAACUCCCUGGUGUAAAAUCAUUUCAUGGAUCUAUCUGGUUGGGUUUUACAGUGGGAUAUUUUUUAUUAUGCUUAUGAGCAUAGACAGAUACCUGGCAAUUGUUCGUGCAGUGUUUUCCAUGAAAGCAAGAACUACUUUCCAUGGCCUGAUUACCAGUGUUAUUGUAUGGCUGGUGGCUCUUUCAGCCUCAGUUCCAGAACUUGUAUUUAGAGAAUCUUUCCAUGAGCAAAAUUAUACUACCUGCAAGCACAGAUAUCCAGGAAAUUUUACGACAUGGAAACUCUUUUCCACUUUGGAAAUCAAUGUUUUAGGGCUUCUAAUCCCUUUUAUAGUUAUGGCAUUUUGCUACUCCAUGAUCAUCAAAACAUUAGUCCACUGUAGAAAUGAGAAAAAGAAUAAGGCUGUGAGGAUGAUCUUUGCUGUCAUGAUCGUAUUUUUCUUCUUCUGGACUCCUUACAAUAUCGUAAUUUUCUUACAAUUGCUGGAACUUAUUGGGGUCAUUAGAGACUGUCAAGCAAGCAGGAAUCUAGACUAUGCAUUCCAGAUAACGGAAAUCUUCGGCCUUUUUCACUGUUGCCUCAACCCAGUCAUCUAUUUCCUCAUGGGGGAAAAAUUUAAGAAGUACCUGAAGAUGCUCUUUAAGAACUGGUGGUUGCCUGGAGAUAUUUGCAAGUGGUGUGGACUUCACAUUAGUUACCACACCGAGUCUACCAGUUCAUUCCACACACAAUCUACUGGGGAUCAAGACGCGCUGUAAUGCGUUUCAGACCAACUGUUGAACUCACCAGAAAGCAAACUGACAAAAUCAGGAACUUUGAAAAGCUAAGCAAAUGCACAAGCAUCUAAUAAGCUAGCGCCUGAUAAUAAACUUACUUUAGCUUUGAUUUCUGCCUCUCAGAUUUUUCUGAAUAUUAUGACAGAAGCUGUCCUAGAUGUGAAACCUAGGAGAUGGACAUGCAAGUUUUACCUGCUGCAAUUACAAAUCACUGCUCAGAUUUCACAGCAGCCUCGGCUCACUGCAAGUACUGCGCUCUGCUUCUUGUUUUUCACCAGCAUCAAGACAGAGGUUGGCCUGCAUGGAGGGGUGAAGGAGAGAAUUCCUCGUCAUCAGGAAGCGCACUUGAAAAAUAUCUUUGAAGGAUAAGGAUGGUUAUUACCAUAUUUUUUAUUCUACAGCUGAUCUGUGUAGGACUUGUUUUCUCACACUCUUAAUGGCCACUGUUAUACAUUUCAUCUCAGGGAGAGGAUAUACUUUCUGUCAUUUAAAAAAAAAAAAAAAGGACACAAAAUGCACUCUUUCUGUGCACAAAGAAAGGAAGCCAAUGCAUUACACUGUGCUAUAAAUAUAGCUAUGUUUUCUCUCAGGUAUCCGAGCUCUCUAUAUACCUACAUUUAGGUAUAUAUAUAGGUAUUUUGAAUUACUUUAUCACCGUACUUCAGGAUGGCAAGUCUUUAUUAUUUUUAAUUAACAUUAAAAAUGUUCAGAUUUUUUUGGAAUAAAAGUGUUUUUUAAAUUUGUUUUUCAGCAUGUGUGAGUAAAUUUGAAGUAUCUUGAUUAUAAGUAUCUUUUUAAGUGAAUGUUCUUCAUUCCAAAAAUACCUACCUCCAAGACACAAUUUUCAUUCACUGUGUAUGCAUCUGGCAAAACAAAAUAAAGAGAGGCAGUGUAGGAAAGGUCUGCCAUAAUUUAUCCACACGUAAUUUAACCACACAAAGAACUGUAGCAUUUGGUAACAGAGCAGAAGGCAAAGAGUGUGAUACGCCAGUAGCCGCUCACAGAUGUACAUGAUAUUAAUCAGAUUGGUAACAGGAAGGAAACUCACACAGCAUUUAGAUUUUGGCACAAUUUUUUUUUUUUUCAAAAGGAAAAAUCAGUAUUGUGGUAGUAGAAAAAGUAAGAGUUGAAAAACCUAUACUGGAAAAUAUUUCUGAUGCAUCUUCUUUGCUACACGACAACUACUCAGCUGAAAGACUUUUGUCUUGGUUAGGCCAUCAAUAACAAGGCGCCCACCCAGCAUUCAGACAUGGCUACAAAUAGCAGACAAAACAUUAAAAUACAUGAGCAAAGAGCUGCAGAAAUGUAAAAAUACUAUAGUGCCUCUGUCCUGAUCACCCUAAAUUAGAAACAUAAAUGCAAGUUCACCUUCAUGGGAACUCUCUCAUGAUACAACAGACAGACUGAAAAUAAAAAACAGCACUCUUAAAUACUGAUGCACACACAUACCUUUCAUAAUUCAUUUUGGGAAUGCGUUACCAUCAGCAGCUCACUGAUGCCGACCGCUCCAAGCAAGGACUUGCAUUAAUGCAGAUAAUGCUGUGGAAGGCAUUACAAUACUAAAAAAAGUAUAUUCCUUGCCACAAAAAAGAAUUUUAAUUCUUACUAUUCAACACUUUACAAGUCACUGAGUAAAUCACAUAUGAAAACUGCCUCAAGGGGUGGGUUAACCCCUCUAUUACCUAUUUUGGAAAGGAAGAGCAAGACAAAUUGCAAGUAUCAGGUGCUGGAAAGUCUCACAGAUGUCACUGAACCCCACAACACAUCACUUCCAAGCCAGCACGGCAUAUCGACCUCACAGACGUGACACUGCUGACACAGGCACCAUGAUUUGCUGAGCUAUUCAUCAACCAAGUGCCUAGACUAAAUUGGAAGCAAGAGAGCAUAUCGUGUUUUUUUGUUGUUGUUGAUGUUGUUUUUGUUUGUUUGUUUUUUUCUUGGUCCUACUCUGUGACCCUUCUGGUCAAUAAGAUCAAAGAGGUCUUACAGAUAAACCUGGAACUGGCGAGAGACCUGGCUUUCCAGACUAGGUGAAAGGCUGCCUGUGCUGGCCCAACAAAAAUGAUGGUCAGGAAGCAAAAAACAACCCAUAGUAGGCUCUUGGAAAACACAAGAUAAGAAGGGUCUGGAGCUAAGACUGGCACUGAGGAAUGGCAACCAGAUGGCCAGCAGCUCGCAGGCUGGUCUGGCUCUGGGCGCAUACCCUGUGGCGGGGGAGGAUGCUGUGUCCAUUCAUGUGUGGAAUUAACAGGCCGCACCCAGCAGAUGCACAGCAUCACUUUAAAUUGUGCUAGUGUAAAGCCCUUUUUCCGCACAAAACUCAAAAGCUAGUUACUGCCGGGCUUUGUGCCCCACACCCCGUACACAUGUGCUUGGUGCACAGAGUGCCCAGUGCAGGCAGAGAUUCCUCCUGAUGAACAUUGCUCUCUCAUUUCUCUGUCCACUGAACUUCUUCCAGUCCUCCCAGUAAUACUCACAGCUACUUCACGGCUGUGUGAGAGCAACAAAGUUGACAGCUUUGCUCUGGACAGGUUUCCUGAAUCAGGUACAAGGGGGACCUCACCAUUAAGUGGUGGGCACAGGAAUCCAUAGCCUGGGACUGAGGCUCACCAAAACUGGGUAGUUGUCUCCUCUCCAUCGCCUGCAACAAACCCUCCUCCCUGCCAGGCACCGACCUGCUGUGGAUAAUGCCACUCCUCUUUUGAAAGAGGGCUUUGAAAUCUGCCAGUGAGAAAGGAUGAGAUAACAGUAUGAAUACAGACAAAAAUAAAGCAGGGAUUUUCAAAAUGUCAUUUGACCAAAGGUGUCAUUUUAGCUGAACAAGAGUUUCCAAGCGAUGAAGGAUGGUACAUACAGACCUAUUGAACCAUGAAAGAAAAUGGAUAGAUAUUUGAGUGAAGCAAAGCUGACUCAUUCCUAAACCCACAUUUUUACAUCAGGGUUCCUCGGAAGGCCACUCAGAGCAACUGAGGAGAGGACGUAAAGCUGCCACAAAAGUGCAGAUGAGAGAAAAAAAAUCAGCUUCAUGACAUCAAAUAUAAAUAACAAUGAAAAGGUUAAAAAAAAUCUUGGUAGGUUUGUUUUCAUACAACACAUAGGUCAGUGCAGUCAUUCCCUAAACAUACAGCUGAAUUACACUUACUAGCUUUUUUCUCCUGAGCAUGGUUUCAUCCCUUUUGAUUGUGCAGAACAGGCAUCAUGGAAGGCUGCUCCGCUCGGUCUGAGAGCCAUCCCUGGAAAGAAACUGAGAGAUCACUACUCUCCUUCCUAUGCUACUGCUGCUUGCCUCUGUUCUAGCAACGGGUCUGGACACCUGGUCUUAAGGACAGUGCAAUUCAACAGGCGCUACAAUGCUCCCCUGCUACCAGGAUGCUUCUAGUGAUCUACACUCACACAUUUUCCUCCAGGAGCUCAUAACAGUUUCCUGUUUUUAUCUAGAAUUUCUCUCUUAACAUGGCCUGAGACCAGCCUCAUCAAGUCCCAGACCUUAUGCAAAUAUUUCCAUUUGACUUGAUUUACAGUUAGAAAUCAAGAGCCGUUCAGUCAAAAUGACCACUGAAAUGUUUAAGGGCAAUGCCUACAAAGAGCUCAACAGGAAAGUUGACUGCACUACUCCAGCCAUGAAAUAAGGUUUUAAGCAGAAGACUGGAAAUUAAUAGUCACUAUGAUUGCAAUGAGAUUCCUUGCAUUCACAUAUCUGAUAAAAACACCCAAAGGUGGUGUAGUACUGAUCACAUUUGCAGUAAUCUUACUGUAACACAGCAAUGAUGUAUGCCAGUGUCACUGGCAGUCAUAGAGAAUCACCCUGGAUAGAGCAAGCACUAUCAAGUGGGUACACACCAAGUUAGAUGCUUGCAGGAAGAUUUUCUUUUUCACAGUCGUUCAGAGGCAACAUCCAUCAGAAAAAUAAAGUGAACAAAAUCCAAUCUUACAGGACAGUAAUCAAGUCAAAGACAUCUCUUGCAAAAACAAGGCUCAAAAGUGGAAAAGCCCUUUAUCUGUUUCAGACUGGCAAAAUCCAGCUCCUUUCCCAACUCCUUGACAGAGCACAGGCACAACUACCAAAUGCUGCUAUACUCUUUCCCUUGGAGGAACAUAACUAUCCACAGAUCCUUCAUAUGCUCAGCUCAAAAGAAGGCUGCUCACAAGCCAUGCUCAGUGUCCCAGAUCAAAGGUUUUCUCUUCAUUAGUUUCUGGUCCUCCUUUGAACUCUCAGAAAUAGUAGCAUGUGAUAUCUCCGCUGAAAAUAGUAAUGUGUGAUAUCUCCACUGAAAACAGUAAUUCCUUCUCUUACACAACAUGGGUCCAUUAAAAAAAAAAAAAAAAAAAAAAGCUGCCAUCUUAUAGCUAAGGGAAUUAUGGCACAGAGCAAGAGCUCAGCCAUAUGAACACGGUGCACGUUUUUGACAGAAUCUCAGGGCACAUCCAGCUCUCCUUGGGGAGGAUUUUCAUUUCAGCUCAGUGAAGAAGACUCCAGAUCAGAGCUGCCCACAUUGUGCCCUUUCUGGUAGCCAAAUCUGAGAGAUCCCAAUCAGGAAGGUUCCAGUCUGCAUCCAGGUUGUGUGAGGAGGGCUGUGGGUUAAUAUGAAGGGUAUCUGGAGGUAAAUGGAUGAAGAUGAUGAGGUAAUGCCAAUACAUUAUGUUCUUCACUGGUGUAGAGGGUGUUGUCUGUCUUAAAACACCAGAGAGCAAGGAUCCUGUUUGCAGAUGACUGAAAGAAAAAAAAAUUUGCACCCUCUGUGUAAACACAGACCGAGUACAUGGUUGAUCAAUGUAUCCUACAUCUUUAGUUUUUGCGUUGGUGUUUUCGUUUCAAGUCAUCUUGGAAUGGCUGAAGUUUCUCCGUGUUUUAAUGUUUCUAAGUAACAGCAUACAUUCAGUAUGUGCAGCUGCUGAGCUAAAUGCUGCAAGCUUUUCAUUCUGGGUGCUGCAAAAUAAAAACUACUACGGCACUAAGAAUUUUUGGAAAUUCCAGGACGGUCUUUUUUUCCUUGCUUUUGCUUUUAACAACUAUAGCAAAUAAUCAAGAAUCUGAUCUUCAAGAAUCUGAUUUGUUUCCACAGAUACAAAACCCUCAUAAAAGGCAGUCUCAGUGCUACUAGCAUACUGUAAGACAACAAAGACUGAAUGAAGACCUACAUUACCAGAUCCACUCUUGCUCAAAAGAGGUCAGGGGCAUUUGAUCAGCAUUUUACAAGUAGCUCUGAACAGACAAGUUCAGGAUGAGAUUUAUAUACUUGGGAUAGCUGAUUGGAAAGGCAGCUGAACAUCCCUGUAAGAAAAAAGCGUAUUUGUCUCAUUUGCACUGUAACUUUGCACUAUGCUAAAUAUCUCCAGAGAAGUAUUAUGGUUUGGGGCAGGUAAGAGAGGAGAAGGUUCCUCCCUGACUCUUACCCAGUCUCCAUCAAGCACAAAUAGAAAGAGCUCUACUAGCUAGUAGUAGCACAAAAGCAUCUUAAUCAAAGCAAACAAAGACCACAACAGAUCUCAAUACUUGCUCAUAACUGGUAAACUGAAAUUUGACCACAAGUAAGACCAUGACCGCAGACAGAGUGACUUGCCUUUUCCGCUGCUAAAGUAUGUGGGAAAGGUGUAAAGAGCUUGCAGACAAGAAAGACAGAGGAUGGCUUUCCUUGUUUUUUAUGCACUUCAACUCCUUGUUGCUCAUUCACAAGGACCAGGAAUGAAAAGAAAACAAGGCUGGUUGACUGCAAGGAACGUUGCCUGCAGGUCCUGCAGACAAGCCCUGCUGAGAGUUUGCAGAGCACAGGUCUGCCCUUACUUUCAAAAUUCCUGUUGGGACUUCUGGAAGAGUAAAACUCAUCGCAUGAAGUGUUGAACAAAAGACUUGCCCUGCUACAGAGAAGGGGCUGAAGAGUUUACAAAAUGAAAGAAAAAAAGAAGUUUGGAUGUAGGCCAUUUGCUCCUCAGCUCUGCUUCACUGAGCUACCCAUGCAUAAUUCAGGUCAGUACUCACUUCUUUUCAUCAGAAAUACUAGGGAACUGCCGACCCCCCCCCCCCCCCCCCCGCCCCGGGGAAGCUGGCUCCCACCUGCUCCCACUCUUGCUUCUCACAUGAACACAUGUGCCACAGCCCUCCUCUCCCACAGUCACAUGGAGUUAAAAGUAAAUCCAUUCACUUCCUCGCCAGCUAACACUCAAGUUCUCCGCACACAGUGAUCACACAAGUAGGAUGUCUGGGUUGUGACUACACUAGCAGAACAUUUUGCAUUAGAAAAGGCAAGUUCAUGCAAAUCUGAACAAUGGAGAAUAUGGAUUUGUGAUGGCAUCGGUGAAAGAGCAACACCUAAACCAAUGCUAUUGCUUAGAUUUUGUUUCAGCUUCAGAGUCAAACUAUUUUAGAACAAGUGCAGCCUAUUUUUAUCAUAUUUGAAUUUAAGUAUUUCAUUAUUUCUACUCCAAAUUCUUGUUAAAUUCCAGUUAUUUACAUAACUUGUUAAAUUCCAGUUAUUUAACAAUUUGAGUCAGGGCCCAAGAAAGCAAGCUCAGCAUUAGAUAUCCAAGCUUCUGCAGAAUUUUUCUUCAGGUAUUGUUUUUUUUUUUUUUCUUGUAAUACCAGAAAUUGGUAUGUACAGAUUGAGGACAACUACUAAUUGGGUCAGAUGGAAAAAAAGUAAAUCACCUUUUCUAUAAGGUAAUUCAUAAUAAAAUGCUGAUUCAUAUAUAAUAGCACUGAAGAUGUUCUCACAAUAAAAAAAAAAUCAAUCAUAAUAUAUGGAAUGACUAAAUGUGGCUUCGAUUUUCAGGAGGACACAUGACCAUAUCUAAGCCCAACACAUUAACUGUCACGCCAAUAUAAAACAUUGGCUGUAUAUGGGCUCUCAGGUUCCCGGAGGGAGAAAAAAGUAAAAAGAGUUCUCAAAAUGUCAAGUAUUUGUACAUAAUUAGUUGUAGAAAAGCUGAUAGUCCCUAAUAAUUGAGUAAAUAGUAUUUACUAUUUAUUUAUUAUAAAAGUAGCUUGUAUCAAUGUCUAUUUUAACAAAGCCUCCGAGCAAAAUCUGUCAUGUUUUCUAGACCUGCAACCGUAAGAUCCCACAAAGUUACUGCUUUAGCAAAAAUAAAACAUUUUUUUUUAAAUGGUCUGUGAGAUCCUUUACAGAAGCCAUAUCUCCCUAGUUGGUGCAUGGGACAAGCUAGAUGUGUUUACUCCAACACAAGCAGCUGCUGAGGCUCGAGGAGGAGACCUGGCACAGACCCAUCAGCUAGUCGUGUUGAACGGACACUGGUUGUGCUUAGGAAAAAAAGAAAAACAACACUAUUACCUGCUGCUUACUAGACAGCUUCCACUGUUUCCACUUCGGUAUGGUAACAAGGUGCAGACUUAAACAUUGUAUAAGUUGCCUAACCAGGUCUGUUGCUAUCUGUCACAGAGCCAGUAUGCCCAAAAUAGCACCCUUAACCUAUACUCCCUGGAGAAAAAACAAACAAACAAACAAAC
Messenger RNA from Cygnus olor (mute swan), 16465 nucleotides. RefSeq names its product C-C chemokine receptor type 4-like. The record is from RefSeq and is a predicted model, not a curated record. Gene Ontology annotation, molecular function: C-C chemokine receptor activity. NCBI's taxonomy places the organism in Eukaryota, Metazoa, Chordata, Aves, Anseriformes, Anatidae. The transcript is spliced from 2 exons. Gene Ontology annotation, biological process: inflammatory response; immune response; G protein-coupled receptor signaling pathway. Gene Ontology annotation, cellular component: membrane. The coding region runs from base 7912 to 8988 and encodes 358 amino acids.